UUUAAAUUUUUUUCGCUUUCUAACUGUUGUUGCUGAUCCCAAAUAUUUUUCUGGAAGAAAUAACAGAUGCAAUUUGUAUGUGUCUGUUAUCUGCUUUGCUGGGUGGGAUGGGAAGAAUUAUGUAAAGAGAAAUGAACAGGACAGAAUGUUCACUUCGACAUAACUCAUUCCCCUUUCAUAGGUUUUUCUCCUUUGUGUAAAAUUUGGGAAGUACUCAUUUGUUUUCCAUAUGUGUAGCCUGUGGAAGAAAGGGCAGAUAAUGUAUUUUUUUUCCUGUAAGAGUACACUGUAUCCUUUCAUGCUUUAGUGUUGCACAGGAGGUACUAAUUAACUGCUGGGAGAAGUAAAAAUUUUGAGUGGGCAGUUUCUGAUCCAAAUUACAUUAUUUUCUUGGGGAAAGGAAAGAUUUGUUACUUACGUUCCUCAGGAAGCCUGGUUGUCAAGGGUUUUUUAGAUUAGCCAAUGUGAAAAUGCCCAAAUCUUAAGCAUGCUAGUUCAUUGAGCAAUUCUGGUUAAAAUGUGAUGUAGAGAAUUUCAUAACCUAUUUCAUCUCAGUACUGAGAGAGAAUCAAUUUCCCAUUCUUGAGUAUUCAUCAAAUGUUGUGCUAGGUUCCUGGAGAACAGAUACCAGAUAGAAUCUCCCUCUUAAACAAACAAACAAACAAAAAACAAACAACAUACACACAAAUAACUUCCCUCUCCCAGAGAAAAUUCUUAUUAGCACAUGGUUUAUUUCCCGCUAGUUUUCUUCCAAGUGUAUGUUUUAAAAAUAACUGAGCUAAUACAAUAGACUCAAUUAUGUGUCCUGCUUUUUUUCACUUAGCACUGGAGCUUAAGAUUUUUUAGUCGUUGAAAUACUUCUUAUAAGUAGCCUUUUAAUAUGUGUAGAACUUCCAUUCUGUGCCAUCAUUUAUUUCAUUUCCCCACUGAUUGGACAUUUGAAUCAUUUUCUGUUUUUCACACUUACACUAAUAUUUGGAUGAACAUUUUAAAAGCCUUUUCUGCAUUUUAGGUUAUUGAGGUCCUCAGAAGUGAAAAUAUUGGCUUAAAGAAUUUGACCGUUUUAGCAUUGAAAACAUUUAUUCAGUGACUGUUGAGCACCAUCUGUAUGCCAAGUAUUGGAGAGACAGUAAGGAACAAGACAGAUAAGGUUCUCAUUGUCAUAGAGUUUACAGUUAGAGAAAGACAGAAAGAUUAAACGAAGAGUUACACAAGCCAAUUCAUAGUUACAAAUUUUGGUAAGUGCUUAGGGGGAAAAAAAAGCACAAGAUGUUAAACAGAUUAGCAAAUCUCACUGUGAUGGUUCUAAUUUAGGUGUGUGGGGAGGUGGGGAGGUUGGUCAGGGAGGGAGAGAUGUUUAGGCUGAUAGCCAAAGCACAAGUAGUGAGCGCUUGGCUCAACAAAGCAAAGAGGGCAUAGCCUGUGUUCAGACUGGGAAGAGGAGGAGGUGGGGAAAGGGGUCUGGGACAGGCAAGGGUUCACUGGGGAAAACUUGGCACAGAAGAGCUAAAAGAAUAUCAUUCUGUCAGUGGAGAGAGAGAGAGAAAGUGAUGUGAAAUAAGUAGAUAGUUAGGGGCCAGAUCACACAAGCCUUUGUAGGCCUUGUUAACAAUUGAGGUUCUUGAGAAAUACAUUGUCCCAUUCCAUUCCAGAGUGGCCCACCAAUUUACAAUUAUGUCAACCCUGUUGGAGUGCCAGUUUCACUUACUAACAUUGAUAGUCUUAUUUGUAAAGGACUUUGAUGAUGUGAUCGUUGAAAUGUUUUCAUUUCAGUUCGUAUUUCUUUGAUGAUUAGUGAGGAAUAAUCUUUCCCCAAAUGUGUGUAGUUGUUUCUUCAUUUUUGACCAUUCAGUUCAUUUCCUUUCUCACUAAAAGAUCGUUUUUAAGGUUCUUCCACAAGUACUCAAGUAACAGACUGGGAACCACUUGUCAGGAAUUUAAAGAAGAGUUUCUUACAUGUCUCUCAUCUUAGUUCUCUGGAUAAGGGGCUGGAUUAGGUCAAGACUGGGUUUCUUUUGGCUGUGUUAUUUUAUGAUUCAUGGGUAUACAAGUGUGUGGAGUUGGGAAUUGGAAAAGAAACUGAUAAACUCUGGUGACUGUUUUUCUUAAAAGCCAGCUCACAUCAUCCUUCCCCUAAGAAACAAUCCAGGUCUCUGGUAACCAGAACCAAUUGCUGCUUCUUUUACGUUUGUGUAGCUCAUUGUUUGUACUCUUACUUAUCACUUCAUUUCUUCUGUUUUAAAUUGUUGGUUAGAGAUUUUCUACCUUACUUCAUUAUGAGGCCCUUGAGGACAGAGGCAGUGGCAGUCUGUUUCAUCGUUGUCUUUGUGCCCCCACUGGCAUUGAUACCGUGCAUAAUGACGGUAUUUCAGACAUGCCGAAUGAAUGAGCUGGCUGUUUGUGGCUAUCAUAGCCCUUAACAUUGACCGUCCUUUGCAAAGUUAGCUGGAGGUAUAGACCUCGUCUGUCCUGAGGCUGAGGAAUAGCAUACCUAUGGUAAUGUGUGAGCCUCCCAGGUUUGCAGGUCUUGACUGGGUUUCUCAUCAAUAGUAGGUUGUGUUCACAGGAAAUGAAAACUGCCCAGGACCUGUAACAACUUGUCUGGGUGUUGGGUUUUGUUAUCUUUUGGGUAUUUUCACUUUGGCCAAUACCAGUUGUCUGGGGGAGAGACUUAAUUGGUUGGAGCCUGUGAAAUUUCCAUAUGAUGAUUAGAUCUUUGUAGAGCUGAACGUCAGUAAACUCCUGCAUGUACUGUGAGAACCCAAAUCAGAAGUGGACAUAGGAACAAGAUUACAUUUCUGUGUUCUGAAAUCCCACAGAGAUCACAAAAAGGCAUUCUUAAUUUUGUAUACCUGUGUAUACUACAUUCCAUCCUAGGAAUUGAUAUCAGUUGUUAGUGAAGCUGACAACUUUCAGUGCUUAAAGGAUUGCUUGGUUUGUUAGGUGAGCCAGGUGCUCUGUUUCUCUGGUUUCUCCUACUCAUCCCCUACAAUUUGGGCAUUUUCAUUGUCAUUAGCACUUAAUAUUCCUGAGAUUAUUAUUGUGGAUGUCCUUUUUUAUGUUAACCCUAUACCUCAGUACUGUGGAUAAUUUCAGUCUUCCUCAUGUAGUUUUCUAAGUAAUAACAUGGCAUGUGUUCUAAUGAAAAUUGUAGCAGACUACCUGCCUUUUCUGGGUAGGUAAGGAUUCUUUUGUGGUUAUGAACGUUUCCCAUGCUGUUAGAAUUUUCUGAGAUAAAUAGGGCUUUUCAUUCCAUUUGGCAUACAUUUAUGAAUGCUGUCACAUGUUAGACACUGUGUGAGCUCUGUUAAUACAGAGGCAUUAAACCAUGUGGUAAAGAGCAGUAAUAGAGUUGGGAACAGGUUCUGAGGGAUCAUAAAUGAGGGUUAUUUAGCAUAUCCAUGGAGGGUGUAAUCAGGGAGGCUUUCUGGAGGAGGCAGCACUUAAACUGAGUUUUGAAGGAGGAACAAGAGUCAGUUGGUAACAAGGAUGAUUUUUAAUCGAGGCAAAGGCUGGAGAGAAGGAGCACAGUUAAGAAGCUACUGCUGAAGUACACACUACCACCUACAAAAUAUUCUGGUGAAAAACUUGAACCUGAAUUGGGUCAUGACUCUGUAUGAGUCUAACUCCUAACUUACUGUAAAUAAAGGGGAUGGAGCAGUAUGUUAAAUGGCACCUUUGGGAUACAGUUAGCAAAAUCCAAAAUGUGGGAAAACAGUCUCGUUAUUUUCAACAAAUAAACUACAAGAAAAGAAAAGAGGAAGUAGAAAUCUAUAGAUUAAAAGAGCUUCAAGAGGGAAUUCCCUGACAGUCCAGUGGUUAGGGCACCAUGCUUCCAAUGCCCGGGGCCCGAGGUCGAUCCCUCGUUGGGGAGCUAAGAUCCUGCAAGCUGCCUGGCGUGGCCAAAAAAAAAAAAAAGAGAGAGAGAGAUACAUUAAUGAAAUGUAAUAUGUUGUCCCUGUUGGACUCUGAUUCGAAUAAAUCAUCUAUACAAAAUUUAUGAGACAGGAGGGAACAUUUGAACAUCUACUGGAUAGUUGAUGAUAUUGAGGAAUUAUAAAAAGAUUUAGGUGUGGUAGUGGUAUUGUAGUUAUGUUAAGAAAAUAGUUCUUAUCUUCUGGGUUUACAGAAUAAAGGGGAAAUUAGGUGAUGCCUAGAAUUUGCUCCAGAGUGAUCCGGUAUUGGCUGGGUGCUGGGGGAAGCAGGCAUGUAUUGAUAAAUUUUGAAGCUAAGUGAUGGGGUACAUAAGCUGCUUAUUAUGCCAUUCUUUCUACCUUUGUGUAUGUUUGAACUUUUCUAUAAUGUUUUUAUCGAUAAAAAGCUGUUACUGUACUCCAGACAAGAAAUAUUAGGGACCUAAAAUAAAGCACUGGUUGUAGGGAUGGAACAAAAAGGAUGGAUUUGAGAAAUAAGUUAUAAGCUAAUUAAACUUAGAUAUUUGGGGCUGAAGGGAGGGGAGUCUAAGUUUAUGGUUUAGGACCUGAGUACUGUUACCUAAGUUAGGGCAAAUAGAAGCAAAGUGUCUUGAGGGGUUGGUGCAAAACAAUGAUAUUGGAAGUUAGCUUUUGUACGUACUGAGUUUAGGAUAGCCAAGCCACGUAGAGAUGCAUAGUUGGUAGAGUACAAGUAAAGGUAGGGCUUGAUAUGGACCAGUAGGUAGGUGGUGGUUAACCUUAAGAAAGGCUGAGGUUGCCCAGGGAGAAUAUGUACAAGAGGAAAGGAAAGGGGUGCUCCUGAGAGGGGCAGAGAAAGAGGAGCGAUUUAGAAUUCUGAGAGGAAAGGUCAGAGAAGUAGGAAAGUAGUAUUUUUAAAGGAAGUCAGGGAAAUGGGAAAUUUUAAGAAGAGUAUGGAAACCAUGACAAAUCCAGUAGGAAGAUCAAGCAGGAUAAGAACUUGUCUAGUUCCUCUUGAUUAGGAACAUUAAAGGCCUUUGGGGAGCCAGUGGUGGGUGGGAAAGCUUUAUAUGAAUAAACUAUAUUGCUAUACUGCAGUCCCUUUAGAGUAGAUUAAUAGACUGUAGAUCAUAUUAAAAUUUUGUUAAUUAGCUGGAGAGUUAUGAUUAAAAGCAAAAGAGCUUUUAUUUUAUUGGGAAUUAAGAUCAUUACCCUUCAUUUCCCUGGUUCCAUCAACUUGAAAAUCAUGUUCACGUGUGCAGAGACCUUUUCAAAGUUUACUUUAGUUCUCUUUCUAUGAAAUUUUGCUAAUUUGCACAAAAAUUAGUGGAUUUGAAGCUGCCAUAGGAGUUCAGACUUUUAGAAUUGUGAAACCUGUUUUAAAACCAGUUUUCACAUUGAGUCUGAUGCUGUGCUGUCUUCAGGGUGAAUGCAAAAUCCUAGCAGUAGGCAGAUUAUGUUGCUUAUUGUUUUUUUUUUAAGAUUAAUUUUUUGGAUUUCUGUUUUAAAAAUUGUUUUCUUUUUGUUUAGCUCCUUUUAUCCCAAAGUGCAGAUGAAAUAAUGGGUGUGGAGUUGCUGUGAAAAAGUAAACAAAUCAGUUGAAAUGUGAUGUGUUAAUGUUACUACCACCACGUGACGUGACUGUCAGUACUGUAUCUCUGUCGGGCUGGAAUAUUGACAGUUGACAUUCCGAGCACUCUUCUACAGCAAACAGAAAAGUUUUGGCAGAAGAGGAACAGCCCUCUGCCCUUCCUGCCAUCUUCUUUGCAGGAAUCUUAUAAUUUGUAUUUAUUUUCCUCUAAGUACAGAACUGUGAGAACUUGUUUCACUUGAAAAACCCUCACACAGCAAAUUGUCCAGCCCACAUAUGGACAAAGGAAUGACUCAAGCUUUUAGGGAUUCUUUUCCUUUAGUUGGUAACCUCUGACCAGACUAUCAUGUAGUCUGAGAGUUGGAAUUGACCCGUUUUUCAUAAGAUGGUUUGAGAGCUUGGUUGUGAGAAGGGGCCAGUGAGAAUGCUUCUCUCUUCUCAGAGCAGCAUUUAGCCCACACCGGCUGCCACUCCGUUGCCUGUUGAGUCAUUCCCACAGUUCUAUAUAGAGCUUUUCUGGCUUUUCUUUUAAACAUGAUGUUCUUGGAGUGAGAAAGAAAGGAAGUUUUUUCUCCUCCACAGAAUCUCCCCCACCGCAAAUCUGAAUUGCUUUCUCUUUUCUAAUAACAGAAUAUUGCCGUCAAUCAUCUGAGACUACUUUCUCUUUUAAGACCUCUAAGCACUUUCAUUUAUCAUUUGUGUGACUACGUGAGCAUUAAGGCAUUUGCUGGGCUGAGUUUGCCCAGUAGGCUUUCAAGAUACAGGCUGUCACCCAGAAAAAACCGAGGCAUUCUAGCUAAACAUACCAAAAAUGGAUUUCUAGUUUUCAGCUAUUUAAAAGUCAAUCAGGGACUUCCCUGUUGGCGCAGUGGUUAAGAAUCCGCCUGCCAAUGCAGGGGACAUGGGUUCAAGCCCUGGUCCGGGAAGAUCCCACAUGCCACGGAGCAGCUGAGCCCGUGUGCCACAACUACUGAGCCGGCACGCCUAGAGCCCGUGCUCCACAACAAGAGAAGCCACUGCAAUGAGAAACCCGCGUACUGCAACGAAGAGUAGCCCCCACUCACUACAACUAGAGAAAGCCCGUGCACAGCAACGAAGACCCAAUGUAGCCCCCCCCCAAAAAAGAAAGUCAAUCAGAUAUGCUGAAAGGCAUCUUAAUAUCCUUAUUAUGAAUAUCAGUAAAAAGUACUGUGAAGGGAAGAAAUGAGUUUUUAAUUUUGGAUAAAUGGAAAUUGCUGUAAUUUGAAAAGAUUUUAGUUUCUUUUUGUUUUUGUGAUGAAAGAUUAAAAUGCCUCUUGUUCGUUUUUAUUCAGAAGAUCCUGCUCUGUGCUAGUGGAAAAAGGAUUGAAGUUUCUUUAUGAGGAAAGGGAAAUUCUUAUUUCUGUAACUGUCUUCUUAUGUGUUCCAAACGUCCAGCAAGAUCAUAAAGCAUUUUAGAAAAGUCAAUAACAUCAGUAAGCUGUCUAUUCACAGAUCCCGUGUCUUACACAGGCACAAGUAAGGAGCUCUUUUAGGAGUUUGGCAGAUCUGAAAGACAGAUUAUAGCUCCGGAAUGUAUUCAGAUGACUUUUUAAAACAGAUAUUUUAAUUGGAGAGGGAGUGGAGAAAAUAUCUGUGCUUCUGUAGUUAAACAUUCAACUUCCUUAGCCUGUUAUCUAUAAGUACCACAGAUGAAAAAGCCGUUAGAACGCUUUUUCAGAAAACUAACUCACCGUACAUAUUUAUUUGUGUGUAUGUGUUUAUAUAUGCCUGAUCCCAUCCCACCUCCCAUUAAUGGGUCAGUAAUUGGGCUGUGUCUUUCACAAGAUUGAGCUGUUUGGAUUAUGUUUAAUCUGUUGCUCUGAACUGCAUUAGCAGCAGAGUCCCUCAUACUAAGGUUUUGAACAAAACACUCGUCUUCUCUUCUUGAAAAGAGAGGGGGAAAAAAGCAGUUGAUCUCUUUUCUGAAGGUCUUUCUGUCCGUCUCUCCCCUCCCCCCAGAGACGAAUAGCAAGGGGAGGAGCUCACUCACUGUUCUAACCACACUUCAUAUGUCUUAACUUGAGUGCUUUUUGGUUUCCUGUCGGCAGUAAAUCAACUCUGUGCCAUCUUGACUUGUGUGAAGGGUGGAUAAAUUGGUAACUGCACUCAGAAGGGGAGUGAGUUCUCACAGUCUGAUCUGAGCAUAAGGCAUGAGACUGAAUUUAUGAAAGCUUCAGUAGCCUCCGAAGACAACAUCUUUCUUCUGCGACUUUGAGGUUUUUUCAUUAUAUUUGUGGGCUCUUGUUUCUGAGAAGAACCUGUCAUGACGCUACUGGAACCUGAGAUGUUAAUGAUGGCUGUACAGUCCGUGCUGCAGUUGAAGCUCCAGCAGCGCCGGACGCGGGAGGAACUGGUGAGCCAAGGGAUCAUGCCGCCUUUGAAAAGUCCAGCUGCAUUUCAUGAGCAGAGAAGGAGCUUGGAGCGGGCCAGGACAGAGGACUACCUGAAGCGGAAGAUUCGUUCCCGGCCGGAGAGAUCGGAGCUGGUCAGGAUGCACAUAUUGGAAGAGACCUCGGCUGAGCCUUCCCUGCAGGCCAAGCAGCUGAAGCUGAAGAGAGCCAGGCUGGCCGAUGACCUCAACGAGAAGAUUGCGCAGAGGCCUGGCCCCAUGGAGCUGGUGGAGAAGAACAUCCUGCCUGUGGAGUCUAGCCUGAAGGAAGCCAUCAUUGUGGGCCAGGUGAACUACCCGAAAGUAGCAGACAGCUCUUCCUUUGACGAGGACAGCAGCGAUGCCUUAUCUCCUGAGCAGCCUGCCAGCCAUGAGUCCCAGGGCUCGGUGCCGUCUCCCCUGGAAGCCCGAGUCAGCGAGCCACUGCCCAGUGCCACCUCUGUGUCCCCCACUCAGGUCGUGUCUCAACUCCCCGUGGGCCCAGAGUCUGGAGAAACAGUCUUCCUGGCGGAGCAGCCUCUUCCACCGCCCAGCCUCGCCAACGGAACCACGGUCGCCACCGCCAAGCCCCUCCCCACACUCAUUAAGCAAAGCCAACCCAAGUCUGCCAGUGAGAAGUCGCAGCGCAGCAAGAAGGCCAAGGAGCUGAAGCCGAAGGUGAAGAAGCUCAAGUAUCACCAGUACAUCCCCCCGGACCAGAAGCAGGACAAGGGGGCGCCCCCCAUGGACUCCUCCUACGCCAGGAUCCUGCAGCAGCAGCAGCUCUUCCUGCAGCUCCAGAUCCUCAAUCAGCAGCAGCAGCAGCACUACAACUACCAGACCAUCCUGCCCGCCCCGCCCAAGCCAGCAGGGGAGGCUCUGGGAAGCGGUGGGGCCCCCCUGACGCGCAGCCUUUCCGCUACCAGCAGCAGCUCCGGCUCGGGCGCCCCUGGGCCCAGUGGGCUGGUACGUCAGAACAGCACCUCGUUGACUGGCAAGCCUGGGGCCCUGCCUGCCAACCUGGACGACAUGAAGGUGGCAGAGCUGAAGCAGGAGCUGAAGUUGCGGUCACUGCCCGUCUCGGGCACAAAGACAGACCUAAUUGAGCGCCUGCGCGCCUACCAGGAGCAAAUCAGUCCCGCCACUGGAGCACCCAAGGGCCCCGCCGCUGCCUCCAUCCUGCCCAAGGCUGGCGAGGUGGUGGUAGCCUUCCCCGCCGCUCGGCUAAGCACGGGGCCCACCCUGGUGGCAGCGGGCCUGGCCCCGGCUGAGGUGGUGGUGGCCACGGUGACCAGCAAUGGAGUGGUGAAGUUUGGCAGCACGGGCUCCACGCCCCCUGUGUCUCCCACCCCCUCAGAGCGUUCACUGCUCAGCACAGGCGACGAGAACUCCACGCCCGGGGACACCUUUGGCGAGAUGGUGACAUCGCCAGUGACCCAGCUCACCCUGCAGACCUCGCCGCUGCAGAUCCUUGUGAAGGAGGAGGGCCCCCGCGCUGGGUCCUGCUGUCUCAGCCCUGGGAUGCGGGCAGAGCUGGAGGGGCGUGACAAGGACCAGAUGCUGCAGGAAAAGGACAAGCAGAUCGAGGAGCUGACCCGCAUGCUCCGGCAGAAGCAGCAGCUGGUGGAGUGGCUCAGGCUGCAGCUGGAGCAGGAGAAGCGGGCCCAGCAGCCCACGCCAGCCCCUGCCCCGGCCCUGGUCACGCUUGGUGCCGCAGUGAAGCAGGAAAGCAGCCUUGCCAGCUGCCAGCUGAGCAGGCAGCCCCCGGGCCCCGAUUGCCCCUUCGGCCCCAGCCUCGCGGGCCCCGCUGCCCCCCAUGUAGACACUUGUACCCUAGGGCCCCCAGCCGUGGUGGUGAAGCAGGAAGCCGUGCUGCCCGAGCCUGAACCAGCCCCGGCCCUGGUCACGCUUGGUGCUGCAGUGAAGCAGGAAAGCAGCCUUGCCAGCUGCCAGCUGAGCAGGCAGGCCCCGGGCCCUGAUCGCCCCUUCGGCCCCAGCCUCGCGGGCCCCGCUGCCCACCAUGUAGACACUUGUACCCUGGUGCCCCCGGCCGUGGUGGUGAAGCAGGAAGCUGUGCUGCCCGAGCAUGAACCAGCCCCGGCCCCGCAGCUGAUUCUGGGCCCACAGGGCCCCAGCCUCAUCAAGGGGGUCACACCCCCCACGCUCCUCACUGACUCCACAGGGACCCACCUUGUCCUCACCAUGACCAAUAAGAAUGCAGACAGCCCUGGCCUGGCCAGCGGGAGCCCCCAGCAGAGAGGCCAGCUGUCCCCCACCAAGGUGACAUUGGCAGCUGGCUCCCUGCUGCUGCCACCCUCGCAGCCCAGACCCUUCACUCAGCCUGGCCCACAGCUCUUGUCCCAGCCUGGCUCUCCAGCCCCUGGCCCCCCAGCUCAGAGGGACCUGGAGCACCCGCCACAGCCCCUUUUUGGGCCCCCCACUUCUCUGCCGAAGAAGGAGCCGCCUGGCUAUGAGGAAGCUGUGAGCCAGCAGCCCAGACAGCAGGAGAAUGGUUCCUCAAGCCAGCAGAUGGAUGACCUGUUUGACAUUCUGAUUCAGAGUGGAGAGAUCUCAGCGGAUUUCAAGGAGCCAGGGAAAGAGAAGUCUCCCCCGAGAGCAGCCUGCGGGUCACCCCUGGCCGCACAGCCGUCACCGUCCGCCGAACUCCCUCAGGCUGUCCCCCCUCCAUCCGGCUCGCCGGCCCUCCCUGGGCGCCUGGAGGACUUCCUGGAGAGCAGCACAGGGCUGCCCCUGCUGACCGGCGGGCACGAGGGGCCAGAGCCCCUCUCCCUCAUCGACGACCUUCACAGCCAGAUGCUGAGCAGCUCUGCCAUCCUGGACCACCCCCCCUCCCCCAUGGACACUUCGGAAUUGCACUUUGCGCCUGAGCCCAGUGGUGUGGGCCUGGACCUGGCCGACGGCCACCUGGACGGCAUGGACUGGCUGGAGCUGUCGUCGGGUGGGCCGGUGCUCAGCCUGGCCCCGAGCACCACAGCCCCCAGCCUCUUCUCCACGGACUUCCUCGACGGCCACGACUUGCAGCUACACUGGGAUUCCUGCUUGUAGCUCUGGGGCUGCAGAGCCGGGGGCUGGGAGGGCUGGAAAGUCGGAGACCUCGGGAACUCAAGGGAGCUCAGCGCUCUCCUGCCUGAUGCAGCCUCUCCACGUGGUCAUGAGUCCUGACAAUCACAGGCCCUGCUUUCCCCUCCGUGGGAGGCCAGAGGAGGGUGUCCCCACACCUGGCUCUGACUCACCAAGGAGAAGAGCUUCCAAGAAGCAGCUCUGGGUCCCACCCUGGGGUUUCGGAGGCCUGGAUGGGCCAGGGGCUUCUAUGUGACCUCCUUUUGUGAGGUCGGGGUGCACCUGUCUGCUGCAGUUUGCUCAGGAGGCGAGGCUGAGGCAGGGCAAGGGGUGCAUGUCCUUCCUUCUCUUCCCCUUCCCUGCAAGGGAAGGAACUGGCUGGGCCUCUACCUCACCACCCUCGUGAUGCCAACACCACCGACCCAGGCUUCCCGGGAGGGGGGCUCCCUGCCAUUUUAGCGUCUUGGUGUAGUGUAACCAUUUAGUGGUUGGUGGCAAACGUUUUCUGUACAGGUGUAUAUACCUCUAUAUUAUAUAUCGCCAUACAUAUAUACACAUAUAUCUUGGGGGGCGGGUGGGAGGUGAAUGCAGCCCCCCACCCCCGGUUCUACUCUGUGCACACGGAAGGGCCUGAAGCCACCGCUCCCGGGGCUGAACACAGCUUACCCUGGCCCCACCCAUCACUUGUAUCUGACACGUAUAGACGCCUCGUCACAGCCUGUGCCGCACCUGUCCUGCUUCCUGCUCCUUAUCAGUGCCACGAGGGCAGAGAGGUGCUUCCUGGCCCCCUGCCCACAUUCCCUCCUGCUGCCUCACUGCAGCCACCACGGCCCUGGGACAGCAGUGGAGCCAGCGGUGGCCCGCAAGCUAUGGCCUCCUCCUGCCCUGGGGCCUGGCCUCCCUUCCGGCCUUCUGGUCGUUGUCAUUCACAGGGGAUCAGGGAUGGAGUCACCAGAACCAGUUCUGGGACAGAGGUGGGAAAGCUGUGUGAACUUUUUAAAAUAAAAACAAAAACCCC
Orcinus orca (killer whale) is the source of this 11972-nucleotide messenger RNA. RefSeq names its product myocardin related transcription factor A (gene MRTFA). The transcript has 14 exons. The record is from RefSeq and is a predicted model, not a curated record. Bases 7769 to 10939 code for a protein of 1056 amino acids. Gene Ontology annotation, biological process: smooth muscle cell differentiation. NCBI's taxonomy places the organism in Eukaryota, Metazoa, Chordata, Mammalia, Artiodactyla, Delphinidae.